AUUAAUACUCUUUGUACUUGUUACCGCGCAGGUGUAAUGGAUAAGUGUUGCCUGUUUACUCUGAUAUUUAAUCUCAUUCUGUUUAGGUGCAUCUGUGCAGCCAGGAACCAAUAUGGAAUGAUAUCAGUGGUAGGACCAGCUUUUGUAAACAGGGAGGUGACACUGAAAGCAACACCGUUCCAUCCUUGGGGAUGUGAUGUAGCAUGGAGAUACAUAAUGGAUGGUAAUACAUAUGUCCAAACAAUGAAUGGGGCAGAUGUUAAAAGAUCUUCGGAAGAUGGGUCAUUCUUCUUGAAAUGGAAGGCUUCGUCUGAAUACAACGGAUCUAUUUUCUACGCCGAAUGUUCAUCAAACAAAACAAUUAGAACAACAAUAACAUCUUUAAAUAUGAAAGAUAUUGAAGGCCAAUGUGGAGCACUCAUGAUUCUAAGUCCGGUUGUUCGAGGCGCGGAAGUCAAACUUGGAUAUUUUCCGUCAGAUCAAUCCAUAAAGCGCAAAGAGUUUACAUGGAAAUGGAAGAAAGACAUGCAUGAGCUACAGCUUCGAAAUGGUUCUUACGAAGAGGACGUAUUGUCUAAUUAUUUGUACAUAUUGACUAUAUUCAAUUUCAGAGAAACAUUUGAAGGCUCAUAUAUUUUAAAUUGCAAUUUAGAAAGCUACACGAAUCUUGUGCAACUUCAAAUUUCAGACAAACCAAGUUACCCAGUUCUCGGUCCAAUGUCCCCCGACUUUAUUACAACAGAAUGUAUCUAUGUAUAUAGAGACUCCCACGUUUAUUGCAAAACUGAACUUGGAAUCGAACCCGAACCCGUGCAAGUGUUACUUUUAAUAGGACAGGAUUCAUUUGUUCUUCCUGAAAGCGAAGGGAACAAAGGGUCGUACCGAUUUCAUAACGUCAAUCUACAAAUGGCUGGACUGUCAAGACAGAAUGUGACAUGUCAGGUUUUUUAUUCAUCCCUCGAAACACCCUACGAAGUGCAUGGGACUUUAUGUAACGUAGAAAAAGGUAACCCGCCCGUGCUAACACUUCCUGAAUUUCUUGAUGGAGAAAGCUCGACAACAAUAUGUGAUGUGCACAAUGCUAUACCAGCUCCUGAAAUAAAAAUACACGUUGGUACAGUCUUGCUUGCUGAUGUAGACCAAACUGAUAUAUAUAAUGAAUCUUCUCAUACUUAAACAAGUCGAGCGAAGGUGACAAAGACUCAUAAAACUUGGAAUGGAAAAGAAUUGUGUUGCACUAGCCAAAGCAAAGUAGACAUUGGUUUUAAAAAUGUAUCAAUAUGCCGAAACAUCAGUAUGACAUAUCCGCCAUCGGACCUUUCCAUAUGCGUAAACAAAAUACAUAUAUAUAACAACAAUGUUUCAGUCCGUUUCUUAAGUUUGUCUUGUGAAACAAAUCAAAAAUCAUGCAAAAUUGAAUGGUCAAAUGACAACGAUGAUUUGAGAUACGUUCUUAGGAACAAUUGGACUUAUGGUAAAAGUGGGAAUUACCGUUCCUUUUCCAACGUGCUUUACAAAGUGGUCCAAGACAGUGUUGGGAGGACCAUAACAUGUUCAACAAGAUGCGAUUAUUUCCCAUUGCAUUUGAAUAAAAGCUAUAAAGUAUCUUGUUCAGAAACAACCACCAACCCUGCAGCCGUUGUAGGCCAACAAUGGCAAAUGUCGGUCCUUUAUGCUUUAUCAGGAGCCUUACUACUUUCACUAGCAACAACGUUGACCGUGCUUCUCUUUCGUCGAUUCAAACCUCAUGCGUAUGAAACGUUUCUACACCGAAGAAGACCUGAAGGUAUCGACCCUAGUAGCCAUGUGUACGAUGCUGUUCAGCCUUCUUUUCAGACAACUGCGCUUCACGAUCUAAAAAAACUAUCUGCGAGUGCCUCUGAGAACACAUCACCACAAUUGGUUAUGGAAGAACACCAAGUAUCUUCCAACAAAAUCGUUUGCCACUACGAUUAUGUUGAUCCCCCAUCCGACGCCCAUGACCAUGGAAAUCAUACACCGGCUGGGACUUAUAUCCACGCUAUAUAAAGCAACAAAUGUGACUAGUUGAAUUAAUCAGGCAUAAUAUUUCAAAUAUAUUUAAUCAAUUCGGAUUUGUGUUUUGUUUUGGAAAUCCUAUGAGCAUUAAGUAAACCAUGUAUACAUGAAGAUGAUAAUGAUGAUUACAACCGAAGUACUAACGGUAUACACACAGCCAAUGUGAAAAAACAAUUAAAUUUCCCUUAAUGGACAUUAAGGUAUUUAAACUUAAGCGAAGUAAUACGCUUGAAUGCAGUGAUUUAUGUUCUAUUAUUGAUAAGCAUAUUGUAUUAUGUUAAACGGAAACAAGGGACAGUGAUGUGUUUACAGGGAGUGGAUUUUAAAAAAGCUGUAUUAAAGGCAUCACUAGAUUUUCAGGUGGCAUAAUUUUAUAUAUUUAUGAGAAACUAGAAAGCUAUAUACGGAAUGCAUAUAUCAGGCAUUUGAAAUAAUAAAGUGUUAGUGUAAAUACACCGUAAUUUUUUUCCAUACUUUUGUCAAUAUUUGUAAAUAUAUAUUUUUAUGAAAAUUCUGGGCUUUACUUCGUAUAUAUUAAAAAAGUAAAUAUAUGUUAUAUACUUAUAAGACAUUUUCUACAAUCAAGGCAUAACAUAGAAUAUGUAUUAUACACAUAUAAUUCUAACUAAUUAUACGAACGAAAUGAUUAUAGAAUCAUAUAUUACUAGCUACCACAGUGUGUUUGAAUGAUUAUAUUCAUAUAACGAGUCACAUGUUAUGGAAACUAUUUUUUUGGUAUUAUAGUCAUCUAGAUAACUUUUGAUUGCCAAGUCCUAACGUUUGCUUAGGGUGUUUCGUUUUUGUCUUUGGCUUGGAAAAGGGUACAUAUAUAGCAACAACGUUUAAGGAUAAAUUGUUUAGUAGAAUUUUAAAUAGUUAUCAAAUGUUUGUAAUUCUGCUUAGCUAUGAUAAGUGAUGAGCCAAAAUAUUUAGUUGUUAGUUAAAAAUUAUAUAGUAUCAUACCUUAAAUUAUAAUUUACUGAUUUAAAUUUAUUUGCACAUAUUAUAAUUGUCAUUAUGUAUAUGUUGUAUCAAACUAAUUGUUUAAUUUGACAUCCGUUCAUACUGCACUAUAUGUCUUGCAUUGUAUGUAUUGUU
Messenger RNA from Mya arenaria, 3135 nucleotides. RefSeq lists its product as uncharacterized. Bases 37 to 1176 code for a protein of 379 amino acids. NCBI's taxonomy places the organism in Eukaryota, Metazoa, Mollusca, Bivalvia, Myida, Myidae. The record is from RefSeq and is a predicted model, not a curated record. The transcript is spliced from 9 exons.